Echinops telfairi (small Madagascar hedgehog) is the source of this 951-nucleotide messenger RNA. RefSeq names its product olfactory receptor 1K1. NCBI's taxonomy places the organism in Eukaryota, Metazoa, Chordata, Mammalia, Afrosoricida, Tenrecidae. Gene Ontology annotation, cellular component: membrane. Gene Ontology annotation, molecular function: olfactory receptor activity; G protein-coupled receptor activity. Gene Ontology annotation, biological process: G protein-coupled receptor signaling pathway. The transcript has a single exon. The record is from RefSeq and is a predicted model, not a curated record. The coding region runs from base 1 to 951 and encodes 316 amino acids.
AUGGAUGCUGCCAACAAAUCAUCAGAGGGAGCCCCAUUCAUCCUCCUGGGACUGACCACACGUCCUGAACAGCGGGCGCCUCUCUUUGUGCUGUUCUUGGUCUUGUACGUGGCAGGGAUCUUGGGAAAUGGACUGAUUGUGGCCGCCAUCCGGGUCAGUCCAGCCCUUCAUGCACCCAUGUACUUCCUGCUGGCCCAUCUAUCCUUCGCAGACCUCUGCUUUACCUCGGUAACCGUGCCCAAGAUGUUGGCCAACUUGUUGGCCCACGACCGCUCCAUCUCCCUGGUGGGCUGCCUGACCCAAAUGUACUUCUUCUUUGCCCUGGGUGUAACUGAUAGCUGUCUCCUGGCUGCCAUGGCCUAUGACCGCUACGUGGCCAUCCGGCACCCCCUCCACUAUGCCACCAGGAUGUCUCGGACCGUGUGCACAGCCCUGGUGGGGACUGCAUGGCUAGUCUCUCAUGUCCACUCCCUUCUGCAUAUCUUGCUCAUGGCCCGCCUGUCCUUCUGUGCCUCCCACCAAGUGCCCCACUUCUUCUGUGACCACCAGCCACUCCUAAGGCUUUCGUGCUCAGACACUCGGCACAUUCAGUUGCUCAUCUUCACCGAGGGGGCUGCAGUGGUGGUUACCCCCUUCUUGCUCAUUCUCGCCUCCUAUGGGGCUAUUGCAAUUGCUAUCAUCCGACUACCCUCGGCCUCUGGCAGGCUCCGUGCCGUGUCCACCUGUGGCUCUCACCUGGCUGUGGUAGGCCUCUUCUAUGGGACAGUCAUCGCUGUCUACUUCCAGCCCACCUCCCGAUAUGAGGCGGAGCGAGGUCGUGUGGCCACCGUCAUGUACACUGUAGUCACCCCGAUGUUGAACCCUGUCAUCUAUAGCCUGCGGAAUCGGGAUGUGCAGGGAGCACUCCGAGCCCUGUUCACUGGACGGCGGAUCUCAGCUAGUGACUCCUGA